Drosophila nasuta is the source of this 3028-nucleotide messenger RNA. RefSeq names its product serine/threonine-protein kinase dyf-5. Lineage: Eukaryota; Metazoa; Arthropoda; Insecta; Diptera; Drosophilidae. The record is from RefSeq and is a predicted model, not a curated record. Gene Ontology annotation, biological process: protein phosphorylation. The coding region runs from base 161 to 2341 and encodes 726 amino acids. The transcript has 8 exons. Gene Ontology annotation, molecular function: protein kinase activity; ATP binding.
UGUGUGCUGCUCGUCUCUUCAUCCAUGGCGAAAUGAAGUGUUGUUGUUGCUGAAGGAAAAGCCGGGCCGGGGAAUUGUUGUUGCCGCGGUAACCAACGAAUACAUGUGUUCCAUUUUCCACUAAAAAAUAUGUGAAAAGCGUUUGCAUGCCGAUUGUACCAUGAAUCGAUACAUUACACUGACCCAACUGGGUGAUGGAACCUAUGGCACUGUUGUGCUGGGACAGCGUAAGGACACGGGCGAAAAGGUGGCCAUCAAGCGUAUGAAACGCAAAUAUUAUUCCUGGGAGGAGGCAAUGAACCUGCGUGAAGUGAAGUCACUGAAGAAAUUGUCGCAUCCGAAUAUUGUAAAACUCAAGGAGGUGAUCAGAGAGAACGAUACGCUGUAUUUUGUGUUUGAAUAUAUGAAGGAGAAUCUGUAUCAAAUGAUCAAGGAUCGGGACACACAUUUGCCAGAACCGGAGCUCAAGAGCAUACUCUUUCAGGUAUUGACGGGCUUGGCUUUUAUGCAUCGUCACGGCUUCUUUCAUCGCGAUCUCAAGCCGGAGAAUUUGCUGUGCUCCGGCCCGGAGCUAAUCAAGAUUGCCGACUUUGGUUUGGCAAGAGAAAUACGUUCGCGUCCACCGUUUACGGACUAUGUUUCCACGCGCUGGUAUCGUGCACCGGAGGUGUUGUUGCAUUCCACCAACUACGGCAGCACCAUCGAUCUCUGGGCCAUGGGUUGCAUCAUGGCCGAGUUGUAUACGUUUCGUCCGCUCUUUCCUGGCAGCAGCGAGGUGGAUCAACUGUUUAAGAUCUGUUCUGUGUUGGGCACGCCAGGCAAAAGUGAUUGGCCGGAUGGUUAUCGACUGGCUGCCAUGAUACAUUUUCGUUAUCCCGAUUGCAUCAAAGUGCCGCUGAGCAGCGUUGUCAGUCGCUGCAGCCAAACCGGGUUGGAUUUGCUUGAGGAUCUGCUGGCCUAUGAUCCAGAGAAGCGGCCGACAGCGCAGCAGAGUCUCAAGUAUCCGUAUUUCCAUGCGCUAAAACGCAUCUCGCCCACGGCGGCCACCAAGGCGAAUGUGAAGCUCAGCUCCAAGUAUGGCGGCAGCUCAAAUGGAGUUGUCCUACCUCCGACUGUGUCAAAUAAUGUGCUUCCGGUGCAGGAGAAACUCCACGCCGUGACUGAGCUCAUACACCAGAGCAACAACAACAACAAUAAUAAUAACAAUAACAAUGUGAAUAACAACAACAAGAAUCAGGGCAAGGCGCUGUUCAAUGGCCAAGUCAACAAGAAUGUGAGCAUGCCAAUGAAGUAUCAGCCGAAGCUGAGCUUCCUCGCCAGCAACGAGUUGAGUGGCAUGCCACCCACCACAGACUCCAGCGUGGGCAAGGAAUCCAUCAACGAUAUUUAUCUCAAUCGCAACAUUUCGCAGCUAUUUGGUUUGCCAGCUGCUGCUCCAGCGCCCGCAGCAGCUGCCGCUUCUCUGGCUCAGCAACAGCCACAACAACAACCUGGACUGCAUCCGAAUGUGUCCUUCAGCAACACCUCAACACGCAAUGGUGGCGCCAUUUAUGUGAAUGGCAGCCAACUGAGCUAUGAGACGGCCAACAAGAAUGCCAAGAACAACGGACGCCUGGCGUUGCCUCUGGGUGGUUACUAUGUGCAGACGCGUCCCAGCCAACUACCGCCCGAUGCCAAGGUGUACAACAUGUUCUCCAAGGCGCCGCCCAGCAUAAUUGUACGACAGCAGCAGCCACAUCAGCAAUUGCAACCUCCUUUCGACUCCACUUCGCUGCUGAAUGGAGCUGCCUUAAGGCUCUCGGCACGAUCGCAGGCGGCACCAGCGGAAACGCGUAAGGUGGAUGAUCUGGAUUUGAUUCUUGGUUCGAAGCUGAAAACGUCGGCGAAGCGUCAGCGAAAUGCCAAAUCAAACAUAUUGCUGGAGGAUCUCUUCGGACAUUUGUCCAUGGACUCGGAUGGCAGCGAGGGCAGCAAGUAUCCACAUACAGUGCCGCCCACGCAGCAGGCGAAGAGUGGACAGACCACAACCUCUUCGCAUAAUGGAGGACGCGACUUUUUCAACGAGCAGCACUUCAAGCGAACAGUGCCCAAGAAACGCAGUCCCAGCAGCCUCGAGGUCAACAAUGGCAGCCGCACCGAUUCGCUUUCCACUGAGAACCAAAACGACUCCUCAAUCGAAGACGAUUGUCGCUUUUGGCCCAUAAGAGUUCAAAAGCUGCAAAAGGAGAAGGCGGCCACCGCGUUUCCCUGGGACGAGACGAACAAAACGGAGGACGAGAAGCUGACGGCGUGGAUGGUCGCCGAGAAUGGUAACUUGCAUUUGGGUAAUCAAGAAGCGUAAGCGUAGAAGUCGGCCGCACUCCCUCUUAGAGCGUACAGUAGAGUAUUCGUAUUCGUAUUCGUAUACGUAAUAACAGCACCCAGCAUCAUAACAAAGUUCAACCACAAUUCGAUUGAUUGACCAUUGAUUGGGUGCACUUUUGCGGAAUUCGGAAUUCUCAAGGAUUAUUAACACACGACACACUAAUCGGAUUUAUGAACAAGAAAUAGAACAAAAACAACAACAUUUCAUGCUAAUCUCUCAUCUGAUCUGAUAUAUCUUUCAAUUAUAUGUACAUCGUCAGGAUCGUUGUUGGAAAACAAAUUUUGAAUACGGGAUGCAAAUAGAGAAGUACUUACUUGUAUCGUUAAUGUCGUCGUACCUGAAAACCUCGAAAACCUUUUGCGCGUUACGUAUACGCCACGUUGCGCGCACUCCCCGCAAUUUCUAUGUUUUCUGCGAACUGAAUGUAUCAUAUAGAGUCAUCAUCUUGUAAAUGUAAAAAAAAGUAUGUAAGGCCUAAGCUCAAUUAGAUGUGUUUAUGAAAUCCAUUAAUUUUAAUGCUGUGAUACAAAUAAGCUAAAGAUUUAAAGGAAAUUUGUAAAAGAAAAAACCCCAAAAACAAGAGAAUAAUUGUAUAAUGUUAAUGGUUAUGAUAAGUCCCAAAUAAAAUUGUGUAUGAUUGCGAAUAUAAGACAGUUUUAUUAC